Rotaria sp. Silwood2 is the source of this 816-nucleotide messenger RNA. NCBI's taxonomy places the organism in Eukaryota, Metazoa, Rotifera, Eurotatoria, Philodinida, Philodinidae. The record is from the annotation of a GenBank genome assembly.
AUGCCAAGCUCUUCUAUUAAUAAGAUAAAUGUUGAUCAAUGGGUUCAAGAACACGAACCAGAAUUUCAACCUCCUGUUUGCAAUAAAUUAUUACAUAAUAAUCAAUUGACAAUAAUGUUUGUUGGUGGACCAAAUAUUCGUAAAGAUUAUCAUUUAGAAGAAGGCGAAGAAAUUUUCUAUCAGAUAAGAGGCGAUAUGUGUUUAAAAGUUCUUGAACAAAAUCGACAUCGUGAUAUUAUUAUUAAACAAGGAGAAAUCUUUCUUUUACCAGCAAAUAUACCUCAUUCACCAAAUCGUUUUGAAAACACUGUCGGAUUAGUUGUGGAAAGAAGACGAGGAGAACAUGAAUUGGAUUGUGUAAGAUAUUUUCAAGGUCAAUCAACAAAUCGUUUGUACGAAAGAUGGUUUCAUACCAUAAAUCUUGGCAUACAAUUGGGGCCCGUUAUAAAAGAGUUUUUUCAAUCUGAAGAAUAUCUUACUGGUCAACCAAAAGCGGAUAGUUAUCUUGAAAAUCCACCUGUACAAAAUGAUGAGAAAAUGAAAUUAGAUAAUCCAUUGUCGUUAGAUGAAUGGAUUGAUAAACAUGCAGAAGAACUUUCACUUGGUAAAUCAAUAAAUUUAUUUCGAGAUGGAUUUCAAACAAAAGUAUAUGUUAUCCCGAAAGGUCAACAUUUGAUUAAAUGUUCUAACGGUGAUGUUUGGUUAUGGCAACAUAAAGGACAUGCAACAGCUAAAAUAACUACCAAUGAUAAUGAAGAAUCAACUUUAAAUCUAGAACAAAUGGAUUCUGUUUAUUUGCAUGAUCACUGGACGUAA